AUGGCUACAAAAUCUUGUCAGGGUUUGCCUGCUGAACUUGCUGCCAGGCAGGUUGUGAAGGAAGCAUUAAGGAAUAGAGGUUUAAAGGACGAUACAACUUGUAUAGUAAUUGACAUAAUUCCCCCUGAUAAUGCAAUGCCACCGCCUCCUCCCCCAAAAAAGCAGAAUAAAUUGAGAGCUUUACUGUUCAGGAAAUCCAGUGAUUCCGCUAGUAUGCUAGCAAAGAAGCUUUCAACUGUUCAUAUAGUAGAGGAACUGUUUGAAGAAGGAUCAGCCAUGCUUGCUGAAAGGUUAGGGAAUGAUGGGAAUUCAGGGGAAUCAACCUCUGGGAUUUUUGUGUGCGCAGUGUACGAGAUAGAUCUUGCUUCAAGUGAAGGCAUAUCUCUCCAUGCUGGCUCCAUUUUCUCCACCACCUCUAAGCCUUGGCAAGGCCCUUUUCAUUGUGCUGACUGUCACAAUAAGAAGGAAGCGUCCUAG
Molecule: messenger RNA, 477 nt
Organism: Prosopis cineraria
Lineage: Eukaryota; Viridiplantae; Streptophyta; Magnoliopsida; Fabales; Fabaceae
Product: probable protein phosphatase 2C 15
Exons: 3
Coding region: 1-477 (158 amino acids)
Source: RefSeq, a predicted model, not a curated record